Molecule: messenger RNA, 1674 nt
Organism: Aspergillus oryzae RIB40
Lineage: Eukaryota; Fungi; Ascomycota; Eurotiomycetes; Eurotiales; Aspergillaceae
Exons: 1
Coding region: 1-1674 (557 amino acids)
Source: RefSeq, a predicted model, not a curated record
AUGACCAUUCCGGGUCUGUCAAGUCAGGCCGCCGAUGCCAUUUCCGAGCUCUCGUUCAGCAAUCCUCAAAUGAGCCCCCGGGCUGACGCGUUGCUUCCGUCCGACCUCCUCGGAGAUGAAGAGUCACCAGAGCUUCCCCGGCCAAUCGUCCGCCCUCAAAUGUCUGAUGUUGAACAGUCGAGUGGCCAACUUGAAGGUUUCCCACAAGGUCCGCCAUCGCCGGACUCUUCCGAGAGCCGGCCUGGAAGCAUCUUUGCUAGUCCUCAUGAGAAUCGGAACCAAGAGGCUGACUCUCAGCCCAUACGCCUAGGGGAUGCCGCAGAGGCUCCGAAAAGUGCCUCGCGGCGACUCUCUGGUCUCUUCGGCUUCCAUCGUCCUCGCGGUAAAACGCUCGCGGAUGAGCCGCCUUUACUAGGCACUUUGAAGCCAGGGCAAAGUCAGUCUUUUCCACGGAAUCUGGAUGAAAUGGAUCCCAUCGGUGCCAGGCGCCGCCGCCUGAGCUAUACAGGAAACUGGGCCAAUCCAAUGUCAUUGUUCCCAAGGAGCAACACCACGGGUGUCACCACCGAUAGUUCUUCCGAUCAUAUGCCGUCCCGGCGGGCCGCUUUAACCAGCAUCUUCUCCCCUAGCAGGUUUGGAUUUGGCAGUGGGGGUGGUCUGAUGAAGUCCGGCGAACAUUCUGAUCUCAGCACUGGAUAUAAUCAAUUCAGCCCUAGACAUGAUCCGAUCGACCCCUCGUCAAUUCUCGGUACUGUGCGACGGGGCUCCUUGUCACCAAGGCCAUCGUCGACGUUUUCCUUUGAGAAUCAACUUCCCCAUCCGUCGACAGACAAUCAACAUUUCGGCUGGCCGUCGGCGGAGAAACCGGGUCAUAGAAGCCCUCUGGGAUUCAGUUGGGCUUCACCAUCGACUUGGUCAAGAGCCCAUUCACGCCGCCAGUCCACCUCAUAUGGCUCCUCCGGCCACUUGCCUCUGGGACUCACAGGGGAGCCUGAUUUCCUUGAAGACUCUUCUUUUGAAAGACAGGGUCGGCCUUUGCAGGCGCCCAUUGGUACUAGACCAUCAUCAUCGCAUCGGCCCAUAACUCCGAAACUGAACCCUACUGCGCCCACUUUCAAAACCGUUAUUAGCAGGAGUUCGGAAAAGGGCAAGGAUAAGGAUGGGGAAAUGGCGAUAGACAACGGAGCAGAUACCUCUUUUGAGUUUCUUAUGAGCGAUGGAUCACCGUCUGAGCCUCGUACCUCUAAGGAAUCUUACUCCCGCUCCCUGACCGUCUUUACUGGGGAUUCAUAUGAGUCUUUGGAACAGGUACCUUCCACAGCUUCUGCGGAUAACAGUAGCUCGAAAGAGUCAUUCAUCCGGAAGAUCACGCGGAAGGGUAGCUCGGGCAAAUUUAGCUCGUGGAAAGACCGCUCAGGCCUGUUCUCCAAGAAGGGCGAUACCUCCCAGGGUGACAUUGAAGAAGACGGCAAUAGUGAGUCACUGCUCGCAAAGAGCGUGGACAGCACUGUCUCCAGCGCUCCAUCCGCAGACAGGUCGACCAGAAGCAGCCUUGGAUUCUUUAGUCGCAAAUCUAAGAAGACGGAUAAGGCGGCCAGUGAAACAAGUGAACGGCCCAGUGAACAAGCCAGCGAAACAGGCGGCGAGGAACAUUCAGAGGAUAUCCAUGCAUGA